CGACCGAGUCGCUCUCAGCUGACGAAGUUGUCACAGCUUACCGUAAAGCCUGCGAGAAGCAAGGCGUGAAGCCGCUUGGCUGCGUUUUAGAACAACUCCAGAAGGUGAAAACAUUUGACCUUAGAGAUGCUGACUUAAUACUGAAAGGGGAAAAACUGACUUCUAAACACUGUGAAACUUUGGAAGAAGUGUUUAAAAGAGUCCAGUUUCAAACAGUAGAUCUUGAAGCCUGUGGAUUGGAUGAUGAGGGCUCAGCAGCAGUUUUUGAUAUGAUAGAAUAUUAUGAGUCAGCCUGUAACGUGAACAUAUCUUUCAACAAACGCAUUGACUUAAGGGGGUGGCAGUCAUGUUCACGCAUGCUAAGGAAAACUCCUUGUAUCCAAUACUUAGAUGCACGCAACACAGGUCUGAAUGACCAGAGUUUGCUUAUACUUGGUCGUGCCCUCCGACUUGGCUCUGGUUUGAUUACACUUCAUUUAGAAAAUUCUGGACUUAAUGGAAGGUCACUGGUUAUCCUGAUGGCUGCUCUGAAACUAAACAACACACUAAAAGAACUCUUUCUUGGAGAUAAUAAAAUAUCAUCAGCUGAUGGUCUUCAGAUUGGAAAUUUAUUGAGAGCCAACAGCUGGCUAGAAAUGCUUGAUCUCAGGAACAAUAACUUACAGGACUUAGGACUGUGUCACAUACUAGAUGGAUUAACUCAACAACCCACUUUGGGAGGAUCAGGCCUACAAACACUAGUACUGUGGAACAACCAAAUCACAAGUAAUGGCAUGAAACACUUGGUUCACUCACUUCCACAAGUAAAGAACAUGAAGACACUCAAUUUGGGAAAUAAUAAUCUUGGGAACAGUGGCAUCCAGCAGCUGAAACAAGCGCUGAUGUGCAACAAAACAGUAGCAAAUUUGGGUCUUCAGAACACCAAAAUAACCUGUGAGGGUGCUGUAGCCAUAGCAGAAUACAUAGCUGAAAAUAAACAUAUAACGAGAGUUGAUCUCCGUGACAACAAGAUUCAAGUAGGUGGCCUCAUGGCUCUCUCAUUGUCUUUAAAACACAACUGGAGCCUUACUCGUCUAGACCUAGACCAAGUCACUCAGCAGAACCAUCAGGCAUCUACAAGAGCUAUCAGUAUCUUUUUACAGCAAAGCUAUGAUGCUACAAUUGACCACUGCAAGCAUCUGCAGGAGAUUACUGGGUACUGCAAAAGAAACAAAGAGCAGAAGGAACUUCAUGCAUGGAAUGCCAUCAAGUCCAAACCAGAACUACCAGAAAAUCUGCCAGUGAAGACCUCCCACCAGACCUCCUUACCGGAUCCAGCAAGUGCUACCUGUAAUGGCAUUGCUCAGCAACCUUCUGCAAUUACAGUGCAGCAGAGUGAUGUGGGUGAACAUGAGACUCAGGAAAAUAAUAGCAAAAAGUACUCUGCUAGUCAUAAGUCAAGUUUAUUAACAAUGAGACUUUUGCAAAGCUCUCCCAUUCCUGUUUUUAAUAAAAGUAGAUUUCGGGUCAGUCAAGUGUUUCUUGAGAAAGAAGGGGAAAAAACAUCAGUGAAAGAAUUAAGUUCUUCAGCACCUGCUGAAAUAUCUCCCCUGGCAGGGCAGACAGUUAUCACAGAUCUUAACAUCUCAAAAUUAGAAGACUUACACUCAAUUAAUGGUCUUUCCUUGUCCUUGCCAAUUUCCGUGGCAGAAGUUAUAGAGAAUGAUUAUAAUACUCCAAAACAAACCAAGCCUACUGCUUUUCCACUUCAAAAAAGUAUUGCUCAGAAUUGUUCAGUGUUAGAUCAAGUUACUGUAAGUGAAAUGCCUUCUACACUAUCAGUUCCUCAAGACUCUGGAAGUGUGGAUAUUUCACAGUGUGCAACAGGUGCUUCCGGAUGUGUAUCAGGACAGUGUUGUCAAGGUUCUACUACACAUUUGAUUGAAGUAUGUGAAUCUUCAUCGGUAGAAAGUGCUUCUGACAAUGCUUCAGUUUCAAAAAAUACUAUAUUACUAGAGACUGUCAAAACAAGGGAAGCUAGUGGUUGUUCACCAUCUUCUAACAAGGUUCCAGAAGAUGAAAGGGUUCCUGCCAGAGAAAAAGAGACAGUUAUGCUUCCAUGUCAACCAGAAGUUACAGAAAGUAAAAGAACUGUUAACAUUUUCCAAGAAUGUAGUCAGUCUGUUCUAAAAGGCUCUAAUGGUGAGAGAAAUGAUCUUAUAAUGCUCGGAUUUAUGGGUAAAGAAGCAAAGAAUCCAAACAUUUCCCCUCCUGAUUCGACUAAUGACGUACGCUACCUACGGAUGCUACAUCGCAGACUCAGUUCUCCUGUAGUGUCUUCAACUUCACCAUCUGCGUACAAGCCUCCAGCGUUGAACCUAAAGCUCUGUAAACGUCUCGAUUGUUUGGACCUACGUAGCUCAGUUCCUCUUUCACCUACACGGCUUAUGGAAGGAAUAGCAUUCCCAGAUCCACCACUGACAAUGAAAUAGAAGAAAAGAUUCAUAACAUCUGCAGGUGAAAUAGUUUAGAAAUUGAUGUGUGAGAAUAUCAACUCCUUCCUUCCUGGUACUGAUAGUAUAAGUAGUUGUUCACAUUGAUGUACAGUAUUAAUAUUGUUGUUUCAUGUUGUUCAGGAUCUUUAAAAUUGUUAAUCAGUGAGAAUUAUGAUAAUUUGUUAACUUCAUAAUAAUGUCUUCAGUCUUGAAGUAGGAUGUUCAAAUGUGAAGAGGCUUUAAAACUGGUGAUUUAUACUUAAAAACAUCCUCUAACAGUCUUUCCCUGUUCUGAAGUAGAUUUUCUCGCACAAUUUCCUCGUAAAGUUUAAAAACAAAACAAUAAAUGUAUGUUGGAGUUAAAAGACAACAUCAAAACAUUCAUACAGGUGUCUGCCAACUGGCCAUCUCUCAUAUAAUUCAAAGCAUCUGUAUAAUUUUUACUGUAAAAAAUUUAGAUCCAGCAUGAGUUUACUAAGCUUCCAGGUGUGGUAGGUAAUGAACUGAAAGUGUAUGCAUGUUAAGUAUUUCUGUAUAUUUGAGUAUUAUGUGAUAGAUCCUCUGAGUGGUUGAAGCGGAAGCUGUUUUUGUUUUGAUUUUAAAGCAGUGAGAGUUUUUCUUGGUGACAUUUUUGAUGUAUAUGUUUUGAAUUUGAGUAAGUCACAGAGUAAAUGAUACAAUUUAUUAAAAAAAUUGUUUGUAAUAUGGUGGGAUAUUGUUAAAAAAACCAGUGUUCUGUUCUGAACUGAUGUUUUUAAUUGUCUAAAGUGAUUAGGUCUUAGAUUCCUUUUACUAAAUGUAAUGUUAAAGAAAAAGUUCUUUCUGAAAAAUGAAUAUACUGUGAUUUUUUGUUAUUACUACUACGAUACUUUUCUGUUAGAGUAAGGAUUGUAGUCUGAGAGAGCCAUAUCUUUAUUUGCGAUAUUCUAUGAUGAACAUAUUUUUUGAUUAUUCUAGUAUUAUUUAGGAAUCAAAAAAUUAAAACUUUGAACUUCAUCCUCUUUAAUGACUAUACAAAAUUUUUAUUUUAAAUUUAUAUAUUUUAAUUCCAUUUCUCUUACCAAUUUACUUGGUUCUGUUACUUACAUGUCAAAUCACUUAUAAUUUGCUGGUUGGUGUUUCCUUGCAAGUCUUUUUCUAAUGCUGGUAGAAACUACUGUCAUGAGAUGUAGAAUUUUAUAAACCAGUUAAACCGUAUUGGUUCUGUUGCUGGAAGUGUUUCCCGAUGAAGAAUACCAGUCAUAAUUUCUUUUACGAGCUCAUCAUCAGUUUUCUCAGUGCUCGUUAACAUAAAAACAACCUUAUGACUUUUCUCAAGUACCAUUUUAACUGUGUUCAUUUGUAUACCUUCUUUUGAAAAGUAAAAGUCAGUCACAAAAAACAAUCUUUGAGAAAUGUGUAAUUUUCUGGAAAUUUUUAUAGGUAUACAUUAAAGCAUCUUCAUUGGCUGGAAUAGCCUUUCUUAAAAGUUAGUUGCUGUCUUCACUUGAUUAGUACAUAUUGUCUUUUUUUUUACUUAUUCCAAUGUGAGAAUUCCCACAAAUCAUUCAGUUUUUUAAGUUAACUUUCAAAGUAACUGAGUGCAGUUAAGUGAAGUAUAAUAAUUAUCUUUGAAAGUAUUUCAUCCAACAAAAAAUUAACCAAAACUUACUCCGAGUAACAAGUUCUUGAUCACAGUGUAUAGACGUAGCUCUCUUUCAACAAAUCCUGGAUAAAAAUGUAUUUCACUUCAAUGUGCUUUUAUUUUAUAAUAUGCCAUCAAAGAUUAUCAGAACUUUGAUCUCUGGUAAUAUCCAUGGUAGGUAGUUCAAGAAAAUGUUCAACAGGUAGCUAUGAAACUCAGUGAAAGAAAUCAAUUAUUUUUAUGUUUCUAUACAAACGUGUCAUCUUAUGAAAUAUGUGGAUAAAAUUACUGAUAUUUAUACAAAACACCAGGGAUAUCACUUAUUUUGGGCACAAACAAUACUGUGUGUGAACAUAUAUGUAUAUAAUGUUUGUGCUAUUUGAAUAGUUAUUAAAUAACAUGGAACAUAAUCAGAAAAAAUGCUCCUAAAACAGACUUAUUUGUACAUUUUUACCUUUAAAAAAACCCAAGUCUGUCCAGGGGUUCAUCUCUAAUCAAAGUAACCCUUCCCCCAUAAUGAAAUCUGAAAUGGUGCUCCUGCAAGACACAAAUCUGGUUAGCAUCUUAUGGAAUAUUAUUAUUAUUUUUAAUGGUUCAUAAAAUCUACUUGAAAACAUUUGUGAUGUUAUUAAUAAUAAGGUUUAGAAAACCAAGGUGCUUUUAUUCUUAGCCUCUUAAGGUUUGUGAAGUUGAGAUGCAAAUACAGGUCAACUUUUAUCUUAUCUAUGGUUCUCUCAAAGUAGCUCUUUUUUUUUUGUUGUUGGAGUGGGGGUGGGGUACAGAAAAAAUAUGAAUUCAAAGUUAUUGUAUUUUUUUUUCCCCUCAACCAAAAACUACAAAUGCUCAAUAUUUUUUAUUGAAACAAAUUAAAAUGCUGUACAAUGAGUUAAACCUGGAACAAUGAUGUCUCUUUUACAAGCAUGCUGAGUGCCAUCUGGUCGGAGUUAAGAUUCUACAUGAAAAUGUGUAUAUAUGUUUACCUGUAUUUUGAUACAACAUUUUCUUGCAAAUAAUUGAAUAUUCAGACUCACUGACAACAUUCUUCUUAGGACAGUGAAGGAAAUGAUUUAUUUUUUUGUUCUAAUUCAUUAUUUCCAGUAUGAUAGUUUGGCUCUCCAGUGGCACAGCAGUAUGUCUUCGGACUUGCAACGCUAGAAACUGGGUUUCGAUACCCAUGUUGGGCAGAGCACAGAUAGUCCAUUGUGUAGCUUUGUGCAUAACUUCAAACAAUAUGAUAGUUUGAUUUUACAAAAAAAUAAAUAAGCUUUUUAGUGAAAUCAUGUAAUUUUAAAUCUUUGAAACCAUCUCUUUAUUGUAGUGCUUUAUACAGCAGAUACUGGAAGCCACUGCCAAACUUGAUUAAGGAUUGGGAAAACCAUCAGUCAAGUUUUUUAAAUUUUAUAUCUCGAAACAGGAUCAUCAAAUGUUAUUCAUAUUAUCUUUGACAUUGUUAUCGUUAACUUCUGAAUAAAAAUGAGUUCAGUAAUGUUGUGAAUAUCAAAAUAAAUGAAACUUUAAGGUAGACAUCCUCAAAUGCAACAUUAGUUAAGAAACUAUAUGAAUGUAGGUCAAAGUUGGUUACAAAGGUGUAGUUUAAAGGAUUCAAUUCAGUUUAAAUAUAAUAAUCGGGGUUUCUGAUUUUCUGUUUUAACCCAUGUUACAAAAAAAAAAUUAAACUGGUGUAUAUUAAAUAAAUACUGGAAAUGUUUACUCAGUACACAUAACUUCACCCCCUUUGUCAGUGCAGUUAGUUAUGGAAUGUCCCUCCUUCCUGACUUGUAUCCAGUAUUGAUUCGUUCUGAAUUUUUUAAACGCACCCCAACUACUGUGGGGUAGCAAAGGUUAAAUAACAUGAAAGUAAUUCUUAUAGAUAUAAUAAGGCAUAUAAUACAAAUUAAAGUAGAACUUGUGCAGAAAAAUAUUUUGAGAAAAACAAAAUCUCGUAUAUAUAUAAAAAUGAAAGUCCUGAAAAAAAUCACUUCAGGCAAUCUCUUUAAAACUGGAAAAUAGCUAAAACUAAACACCAAAACAGACAUUCUCUUUAUAAUGUAAACCAUUUAGAAUUAAACAAUAACAAAGAAUGAGUAGAUGUCAUUAUGUUUUCCAGUAGGUGAUGUUGUUGGCCAUAACUCUAGUGGUGCCUCAUAAGGUCUGAUGUUAACCUUCAACAUGUGGUACGUUAGAUCUAAAUUGAAACACCAAGCACUAAUGC
Messenger RNA from Limulus polyphemus (Atlantic horseshoe crab), 6310 nucleotides. Its product is annotated as protein phosphatase 1 regulatory subunit 37-like. The annotation marks the transcript as partial. Gene Ontology annotation, molecular function: protein binding. The transcript is spliced from 11 exons. The record is from RefSeq and is a predicted model, not a curated record. Lineage: Eukaryota; Metazoa; Arthropoda; Merostomata; Xiphosura; Limulidae.